UUACGAGCAAACGUAGUCACUGUCCUUAUUAGGUUGCAAACUAUAAAAUAAACUCCAAAUCCAAAGGCUCUAGAAGACGUUGAAGAAACACCGAAAAAAGUCUUGAGGAAAAUGCCAAGUCACCCACUCAAAACAAUCCUUAUCACUCAAGCACACGUAAUUAGCUCGCUGGCCACUUGAGACGGUACUUAAACAUGGACCUUGAAGAUAGUCCCCAUUGAAGAUCCCAGUGGCAACUGCUGUUCUAGCUUAGUUCCCUCAAGUCGCCUCCAACAUGAAGACGCUUAUUCUCCUAACUGUGCUUUCGUCCCUGCUGGUGGUGAAUGGCAGCAAGCACCUGCGGCGCAUCUACAAAGACACUGGAAGACUGUUCGGUCCCCAGCAGGCGGUUGAGGAGCCUCUCAUUUUGACGCCCUUCAUCAACGAGGGGAGAAUUGAGGAGGCGCAGCAGGCGGCCCGAGUCCAAUCUUCACUGUUUCAUGACGUCGUCAGCUACGCUGGGUACUUCACUGUGGAUGAACGCUUCGACUCGAACUUAUGGUUCUGGUACUUUCCAUCUGCAGACAACGUGUCCGAUGAUCCGGUCGUCCUGUGGUUGAACGGCGGACCCGGCGCCUCCAGCCUGAACGGACUCUUCGACGAAAAUGGUCCCUUCAUUGUCAACGAAGACUACUCGGUAUCCCUGCGGGAAUACUCGUGGCAUCUGAACCAAUCGAUUAUCUUCUUCGACAAUCCGGUGGGCGUCGGCUUCAGCUUCACCAACGGCGGCCUGGCGGAGAACGAGACCAAAGUGGGCGAAGACAUGCAUUCCGCUCUCGUCCAGUUCUUCCAGCUCUUCCCCGAGCUGCAAAGCAAUCCGUUCUUCAUCAGCGGCGAGUCCUACGCGGGCAAGUACCUUCCAGCCAUCGCUUACACCAUUCUUCAGAAGAACCCCAGCGCCGAUCUGCCGCUGAAUCUUCAAGGCGUCCUGAUUGGCGACGGCUGGACGGACCCCAUUCACCAAAUGGAUUAUGGACCAUUCGUUUACAACACCGGAUUGGUCAGUGAGGACGUGAAGAAGGUGAUUGAUCGGCAUCGAGAUGCCGCUAUUGCCGCUAUUGAAGCAGAACAAUGGCUGGAAGCCGGGGACCACUCGGAUGACAUCUACGAUCUGAUCCUGGACAAUGCGGACGUGAACAUCUACAACUACAUCGAAGAGUACGACGAUCCAGACAAAUGGGCGGAGUUCCUGAGCAGGGACGAACUGCGGGAGGUGAUCCACGUGGGCGGCACCUUAUUCGGGGACAAAGGCGCUGGAUCCGCCUUGGAAAUUGAUGUCACGAAGAGCGUCGCCCCCUGGGUGGAAGAGCUGCUGGAACAUUACCCCAUCCUGAUCUACACGGGGCAGGUGGACAUCAUCUGCGGCUAUCCAAUGGUUCUGGACUAUGUGAAGACGCUGGAGUUUAGCGGUGCGGACGAAUACAAGGGAGACACCAGGCGUAUUUGGUAUGUGGACGACGAGCCCGCAGGAUACGUGCGAACUGGCGGAAACCUUGUGGAACUUCUGGUGCGUAACUCUGGACACAUGGUGCCAAGGGACCAGCCCAAGUGGGCCUACGAUAUGCUUUAUAGAUUCACCAGGAACCUGCCCUUUGCUUAAUGCCCACAGGGGUUGAAAUUGGCGAUUUGUGAUGUUAAUAAAUGGAAGACAGCAAAAAUAUAUGUGUAUAAGUUCC
Molecule: messenger RNA, 1715 nt
Organism: Dendroctonus ponderosae (mountain pine beetle)
Lineage: Eukaryota; Metazoa; Arthropoda; Insecta; Coleoptera; Curculionidae
Product: venom serine carboxypeptidase
Biological process (GO): proteolysis
Molecular function (GO): serine-type carboxypeptidase activity
Source: RefSeq, a predicted model, not a curated record